GGCCCUCUGUUCUCGCUAUUGAUUUCUACCCGGCGGUUUCCGGUUGCUGCACAAAUGCGGAAGUAGUUGUUUUCUAGAAGGGGAAAAGUACCGGUUCCCCGGAUAUGGCCCCGUUCCUUGUGCUUUUCCUUGCCGGGGUGGUGGCCGCUUCCCGUGGGGACCGGGAGCCGGUGUAUCGGGACUGUGUGACCCUCUGCGAGCGGAACAACUGCACCGGGUCCCGGCUCACGGACUUCCGGGCCGAGCAGCCCCUCUACAUGCGCGUCACUGGCUGGACUUGCCUGGAUGACUGUCGGUAUCAGUGUAUGUGGUACACGGUCUCCCUGUAUCUCAAGGAAGGACAUGAAGUCCCUCAGUUCCACGGCAAGUGGCCGUUUUCCCGGUUCCUGUUCUUCCAAGAGCCAGCUUCUGCCUUGGCAUCCUUCCUUAAUGGUGUGGCUAGCCUCCUGAUGCUGCUUCGCUACCGUUCCUCGGUCCCUUCCUCCUGCCAAAUGUACCGCACUUGCCUGGCCUUCUCCAUGAAAAUGGACUAUUUCUGUGCCUCUUCGGUUAUCCUGCACUCUAUCUACCUGUGCUGCAUGAGGACUUUUGGGCUGCAGUAUCCUUCCAUUGCAAAUGGCUUUGGUGCUUUCCUGGUGCUCCUGUUUGCCUGCCAUGUUUCCUACCUGACUCUUGGCCGCUUUGACUACAGCUACAACAUGGCAGCCAAUACCGGCUUUGGGGUUUUGAACCUGAUGUGGUGGCUAGCAUGGUGUUUUCGGAGGCGCUUUCACCAGCCCUAUCUGUGGAAGUGCGUAUUGGUAGUCAUCUCGCUGCAGAGUUUGGCUCUUCUAGAACUGCUGGAUUUCCCCCCGGUCAUGUGGAUACUGGAUGCCCAUGCUCUUUGGCACUUCAGCACCGUUCCCCUGCACUUUCUCUUCUACAGUUUUUUGAAAGAUGACAGCUUGUACCUAUUAAAGAUUAACCACGAUGACAUCCCUAAACUAGACUAAAGGGAAGAUGAAGGGACUGCUGGAAAUCCAUCUAUACCGGUGCCGUUGUGUAGCAGGAGUGGCAGACUCAUCAAGGGCCCCCGACAAAUCUUACUAAGGACAUUGGGGGUCAGAAAAGUGCCUUAUACCUCAUCAUUGAUUGUACCCAGGUGAAGACCAGGGAACCCGGACUCCACACACAUCCCAAAUACAAUAAUUCCUGGACUUAUAAGUGGACUUUCUGCACAUUUCCUAAUAAUCAGCAUUGCAGUUACAGGCUACAUUGCCAAUUUUAGUCCUACCUUAUCCACAACUGAUACAAGGUGGCCUUUCCCUGCUAAGAGAGGCUUCCAGUGGCCUCAGUAGAGGCUGUCGGUGUCUAGCCAGUCAUGGCCGUACAACUGAAAUUGCUGCAGUAGGUUUGAGAAGUUAAGCAGCAAUUUUUUAGGUGUAGGACAACACUAUAUUUUGCCAUAUCACCAUCAUGAAACACAAUCUGGGUGCUGCUAUCUUUCCAGGGGUGUGUAUAUAUGUGUACAGGUAUAGGAUCUGUUAUCCGGAAAAACCCAGUCCUCUCCCAUAGAAUCCAUUAUAAUUAAA
Molecule: messenger RNA, 1571 nt
Organism: Xenopus tropicalis (tropical clawed frog)
Lineage: Eukaryota; Metazoa; Chordata; Amphibia; Anura; Pipidae
Gene: pgap3
Product: post-GPI attachment to proteins 3
Exons: 7
Coding region: 105-992 (295 amino acids)
Biological process (GO): GPI anchor biosynthetic process; GPI anchor metabolic process
Cellular component (GO): endomembrane system; Golgi membrane
Source: RefSeq, a predicted model, not a curated record